Aspergillus ochraceoroseus IBT 24754 is the source of this 857-nucleotide messenger RNA. RefSeq lists its product as uncharacterized. The transcript is spliced from 3 exons. NCBI's taxonomy places the organism in Eukaryota, Fungi, Ascomycota, Eurotiomycetes, Eurotiales, Aspergillaceae. Bases 1 to 441 code for a protein of 146 amino acids. The record is from RefSeq and is a predicted model, not a curated record.
AUGUCGAAGAAUUCCAAUAAGCAGAAGCCUCAAGGGGGCUCGGCCCCGAAGCAAACCCCUGCCAAUGGUUCUGAUCCUCAACUUCGCCAGCAGAUCCGUUCGGAGAUCCGCCAGUGUUCUAAACAUCUGGCAAGGGAGGAGGUGCCGCAAUCCCCAAAGGCUAACCAUGCUCGCAAAGAGCCUACAAAGAGGAGCCCUGUGAAGAUUUGCCAGCAAGAUUCCAACCCUAAAUCUGUCUCCCAGCCGCGUAUGGAGGACAGAUCAAAAGCACACCAGGAGCCCCCUACUUUACUCGACUCGACGUUAGAAACUGACUCUGAACUAUCAUCAGAAGAUAGAUCUACUGAUUUGGUUUCCCUUAAUUCAUCUAGUGACAGUACUGAACAAAACCAUGCUAAGGGAUUGGAUAAUGCUAUCUUGCAAGGCAUGUUGCCCACUUAGAUCUUUAUGGCAUUUAAUUUUUAACAAGAAGCAUAGAUUUCCAAAAACAUCUUAACAGAGCUGAAUUUGAGAAAUAUUCCCGCUCAACAGAAGAUGCAAUACACCCAAUACCGUCUUUGGAGGACCAAGUGCAGUUUUUGAAUGACAGUAAUAAGGAUGAUCAGACUAGCAACUCGCCACUUUAACCUACUAAUCUUGAGCAUUCAGUCCUGGUUUCGCCUGCUCUUGGGGAUGCCGGAUAUAAUAUGCCCUCCCAGUCAGCCCUUCUUGGUCAGCUCAGCUCUCAGCAGGUGAAAAAAAUGCCGGACAGAAGAGUCUUGCUUAAUACUAAUAUCCCAUUCUCUGCCUUCAUUUGCGGGCUUCAAGGAAGUGGGAAAUCGCAUACCAUAUCGUGUAUUAUUAGUAGGCAAUCAACG